UUUCCUUCAGUGUCUGCCCUACAUCUCACAGCUGAGCUGUGAUGAUGACAGGUUCUUCCAGAGGGUGUGUGAGUCCGUCCCUGUGAGGUCCAGAGAGGAGGACCAGCAGUUGGCCUCUCUCCUCCAGGCCUUGGGCUCCACCCUGUCACUGGGAGGAGAGUUACCCAGGAAAACCUGCAGGUCUGUGGGGAGAGUCCUUGGUCUCUGUGCCUCCAGAGUGGACCUCACUCUUACCCCCAGCAAGAUCUCUCUCCAAGGAGCCUUACUUAUUGUGAGACAUGAGUCAAAGCUACACAAGCUCAGGCUGAAUGUGGGCAUGGCAGUGAAACUGUCCAGACUGGUUAGGAGGACAGGGAGAGGUGCUACUCCACUGACUGUCCCAGAGCUCUCCCUGGUCCUAAAGAGCAACCAGCCACCAGAGAGAGUGUUAUCCAGGGCUCUGAGUAGUGUGGCAUCCCUGCUGAGACUCUGGAGGGUUCAGUGUCUGGACCUGACUGACUUCUGGAUCCAGGGUCACUCUCUCAUCACACUGCUGUGUCACCAGGGACCUCUCUCUCUCAGACUGAACUCAGACACUCUGCAGCAGCUGACUGUAGUUGUGUAUGAAGCUCAGGACAAGGACUUGACUCAGUGGUUCCUGGAGAAGGUUGGUGGAGACCUGACCUCCUGCAGGCUGGACCUGGAAGUGCUUCUCUCUCUGCUGCAGCAUUCAACCCACAACAUCACUGUGGACCUCAGGAAGAACAGGCUCCUAGAGAAGAACAUCUCAGAUCUUCUCCCCUUUCUGGGAAGGGUUAUAUUCAAGAGGUCCAGUUCCAGCUUUGUAAAGUCCACCAUCAGACAGAUCUAUGACAGCAGAGCCAGUGACUGUGUGUCCAGUUUGUUGAGGUCUUCAGACCAUUGGAUCAACCUGAACAGCAGAGAGCUGGACAGAGUGGACUGUACUGCUCUGGGUUUUAUCCUGCAGCACUGCCACCAAGUCAAAGUCAACCUGCUGUGGACCUCCAUACCACCGGGGGAGAUAGAGAGCAUCCUGCCUCUUCUGGACAGAGUCUCCCAACUCAGUGUUGACAGGAGGUUACUGCUGAGUUUCCUCCAGUGCUGUGCUGCCUCUCAGAUCCAGCAGGGGGCACCACCACCACCACCACCAACAGCAGUAUGGCUGCUCAGGUCUCUGCACUACAGGCUGGACUUCUCCUGCUCCUCCUCUGUGGACCUGUCAGCUCAGGACCAGGAGGGAGGCUCUGUGUCUGACCACUGA
Coregonus clupeaformis (lake whitefish) is the source of this 1261-nucleotide messenger RNA. RefSeq lists its product as uncharacterized. Lineage: Eukaryota; Metazoa; Chordata; Actinopteri; Salmoniformes; Salmonidae. The transcript has 6 exons. Bases 317 to 1261 code for a protein of 314 amino acids. The record is from RefSeq and is a predicted model, not a curated record.